AUGGUAGUCACCAAGCGUCAUGGUUUCCAGGAAGACGGCUCUUCCACCUAUCACGAUUCGUCUAUCGAUGAUAGGGAUAUGCAGCGGAUGGCACUUCCUCCAGAGCUUCGCGUGAGUACUCAAGAAACGUGCAGUCGUCCAGAGUCAUUAAAGAAAGAACAGCGUCGUUUCAAGCUUGCCUCUGUGAUUGGCUUUGCUUGCAUAUCCGGCGCAACCUGGGAGUGGGCACUUGUAUNCAAGUCAGGGCGGUUUGACCAAUGGUGGUUCAGGAGGUGUGAUCUGGAUCUUCCUGGCCGUGAUGAUCGGCAUGUUCACCGUGGUGCUCUCCAUGGCCGAGAUGGCGUCGAUANNGCACCAAGCGCUGCUGGACAGUACAUGUGGGUAUCGGAACUUGGUCCUCCCGGAGCGCAGCGUCUGUUGAGCUAUUUUGUUGGAUGGUUCGCCGCUAUAGGAUGGCAAGGUGCUGCUGCCAGUAAUCCUCUUGUUCUUGCUCAACAUGUCGAAGCCCUCAUCGCCUUGAAUAAUCCGACGUUCGAGGUCAAAGGCUGGAUGACAAGUCUUCUUAUGAUCGCAUGCGCAGCUCUUUCAACUUGCGUCAACGUUUACGGCAUCCGCUUCCUGUCAUCUCUGGAAGCAAUUAUGCUGGCGCUCCAUGUUGUAGGAUUUUUCGCAGUCCUCAUUCCAUUGUGGCUGAUGGGUGAGCGAAGCAGUACACACGAUGUUUUCUUCACCUUCGAAGAUAAUGCUGGAUGGGGAAGUAUCGGUACAGCUUGCUUGGUAGGCCUUUUAGGCCCCAUUAUGACGCUCAUCGGAGGUGACUCGACAGUGCAUUUGGGUGAAGAGAUCAGAGACGCUUCGCGGACCCUACCCCUGUCAAUGGUGUUCACGUCUUUGAUGAACUACGCUGUCGGCUUCAUCAUGACCAUUACUGUCAUGUAUGUCUCGUCGACAUUCGACCAGACGAUUGCCGACGCGACUGGGCAAUUUUAUGUGGCGGUGAUAUACGCUGCCACUGGAUCAAAGACCGCAACAACCAUUCUCACCGUACUCAUCUUGGUACUGUUUUUCUGUACAGCCAUCAACACAGUCACAACUUCCUCGCGUCAGCUGUUUGCUNUUGCUCGUGAUGGUGGCUUGCCAUUCUCGAACACUCUGGCGAAAGUUGACUCUAGAACUGGAUUGCCAAUCAAUGCACUACUCACGACAUUCGGUAUUACCUUUGUCUUGUCCUGGAUCAUCUGCGGAUCGAGCAUCGCUUUUCAGAACAUUACCUCGAUCACGAUUGUCGGACUUUUACUUUCGUACGGCACAACGAUCGCAACUAUGAUCUACCGACGAUGGAGUGGUGUACCAGUGCCUGCAGCUCGUUGGAGGUACCCGCAGGCCCUUGGCUAUCUAGUCAACGUGUUAGCCUUGUGUUUCGUCACGAUUGCGUUCGUCUUUGCAUACUUUCCAACUGCGCCAGACCCUUCUGCAGAGUCGAUGAACUGGAGUGUAGUAGUUACCGUGGCAGUUGUGGUGGUUGCGACAGUUUAUUAUGUCAUUCGCGGGUCAAGCACUUUUGAAGGGCCAGCGGUCAGGAUGAAGAAGGCUGAGGAUGACAGCAUGGUUGCCAUGGAGGACAUCAUAGUUCACGGAAAAUAG
This is a messenger RNA of Aureobasidium musti, 1644 nucleotides long. NCBI's taxonomy places the organism in Eukaryota, Fungi, Ascomycota, Dothideomycetes, Dothideales, Saccotheciaceae. The record is from the annotation of a GenBank genome assembly.